Prorocentrum cordatum is the source of this 345-nucleotide messenger RNA. NCBI's taxonomy places the organism in Eukaryota, Dinophyceae, Prorocentrales, Prorocentraceae. The record is from the annotation of a GenBank genome assembly.
GACUGACUUGGAUGGGCCGCAGCAGAUCCAGACGACUCUGCGCCAGUGCAAGAGCCAGCUCGCUGCGAAGAGCAGGGCUUGCAAGGGGGAUAAUAAGAGGAAGCUUUGGCCGGACUACUCGGCGGAGCUCGAGAGCAGCGCCAAUGUCCUGGGUAAUUUCGUGGGCGGUUGCUACUGCCACAUCGCGGUGGCCGAGGGCGCGCGUUCCAUGGGCACGAAGGAUUUGCCCGCCCUCAAGAAGAAGCUCGCUGGCGCGAAGGAAAUGCUCGAGCACCACCUGACAGGGCCGAAGGCUUGCAGGCGCAAGUAUUCCGAGCUGCUCGAGCACGCGCGAGGCUCUGGCAG